GCUGUGGCUGUCAGCUUUUGCUGAGCCAUCACCGCAGGCGUCUUCGGCAGCGCUGGGUUUGCGACAUGUUCCGGAUGGAGUUCGUAGCCUCCUCCUUUGCUUCCACUACGACGCCUUCUUCGCUGGCAAGCUGCACGUGGUAUCUGCCACAGUGUAUUGGGCGCUCUCCUGGAAUGGCGACAUCGACCUGGUCAGGAGUUUGGAGGCGGCAAGCAGCUGCCCGAGUGCUUCGUUUGGAGGAGUUAUACUCAGCGACUGCUGA
Durusdinium trenchii is the source of this 262-nucleotide messenger RNA. The record is from the annotation of a GenBank genome assembly. Lineage: Eukaryota; Dinophyceae; Suessiales; Symbiodiniaceae.